CGAAUCACCCAAAACCAGUUCACGGAGAAGGCAUGGCAGGCCAUUGUCGCCGCACCGGAGGUCUGCAAGGAGUGCUCUCAGCAAAUCGUGGAGACUGAGCACCUCAUGAAGGCCAUGCUGGAGCAGCCCAACGGUCUGGCGCGCCGCAUUCUUGCCAAGGCGGGCUCAGAGCCCACGCGGCUGCUGGAGCGAACAGACGAAUUCAUCCGGCGACAGCCUCGGGUUAGCGGAGGCUCAGCGCAGGUUUUAGGACGCAACCUGGAGGGUCUCGUGAAUCGGGCCAUGGAGCUUCAGAAGAAAUGGGGCGAUCAGUUCGUGUCCAUCGAGCACAUGGUGAUGGCCAUGGCCGAUGACGGCCGCUUCGGCGAGGGCAUGUUCAAGGCAGAGGGCCUCAGCAAGGACAAGAUUGAGCAGGCCGUCAAGGACAUCCGCGGCAGCAGCAAGGUGGUGGACCAGGACCCGGAGGGCAAGUACGAGGCACUCAGCAAGUAUGCUCGCGACCUGACCGCCGCCGCGAGGGACGGGAAGCUGGACCCCGUCAUUGGCCGCGAUGAUGAGAUCCGGCGCACCAUCCAGAUCCUCAGCCGCAGGACCAAGAACAACCCGGUCCUGAUCGGUGAGCCCGGUGUGGGCAAGACGGCAGUGGUGGAGGGGCUGGCGCAGCGUAUUGUGGCGGGAGACGUGCCCGACGCUCUGCAGGGCCGCAGUCUCAUGGCUCUGGACAUGGGCGCCCUUAUUGCCGGUGCCAAGUACAGGGGCGAGUUCGAGGACCGACUCAAGGCGGUCAUUAACGAGGUCACGGAGAGCGCGGGGCGCAUCAUAUUGUUCAUCGAUGAAAUCCACACGAUUGUGGGUGCGGGCGCAACAGAGGGUUCCAUGGACGCCUCCAACCUGCUCAAGCCCAUGCUGGCUCGCGGAGAGCUUCGCUGCAUCGGGGCGACCACCCUGGACGAGUAUCGCAAGUACAUAGAGAAAGACGCCGCACUGGAGCGCAGGUUCCAGCAGGUGUACGUGGACCAGCCCACCGUGGCCGAGACGGUGUCCAUUCUGCGCGGCCUCCGCGAGCGUUACGAAGUGCACCACGGCGUCCGCAUCAGCGACAGUGCGCUUGUGGAGGCUGCUGUGCUGAGCGACCGCUACAUCGCCGACCGCUUUUUGCCCGACAAGGCCAUCGACCUGGUGGACGAGGCGGCGGCCAAGCUGAAGAUGGAGAUCACGUCCAAGCCGAUGGCUCUGGACGAGAUUGACCGCAAGGUGUUGCAGCUGGAGAUGGAGAGGCUCAGCUUGGAGAAGGUCUCCGACCGCGGCGCUGCCGCCAGACUGGCCACCUUGGACGCGGAGCUGUCCCGGCUCAAGUCCGAGCAGCAGGUCAUCACGGCGCAAUGGCAGCGAGAGAAGGCCGACAUGAGCCGAGUGCAGGACCUCAAGGAGGAAAUCGAACGAGUAAACAUAGAGAUUGCGCAGGCGGAGAGGGACUACGACCUGAACAGGGCUGCGGAGCUCAAGUACGGCACCCUGCUCAACUUGCAAAAUCAACUGAAGGCCGCCGAGGAGGCUUUGGCACGUAAGGUGAAGGAGUCCGGCAACGGUGCGGCAAGCGGCGUCAGCAAGUUGCUCAAGGAGGAGGUGACGGAGCAAGACAUCGCUGAGAUCAUCUCCAAGUGGACGGGCAUUCCCGUGUCAAAGCUUGUCGAGUCUGAGCGUGAGAAGCUGCUCCACCUUGCCGAGGAGCUUCACAAGCGGGUCAUCGGGCAGGAUGGCGCGGUGGAGGCGGUGGCGGACGCCAUACAGCGCUCGCGGGCGGGGCUGUCGGACCCCAAUCGCCCGAUCGCCUCCUUCAUGUUCCUGGGGCCCACGGGUGUUGGCAAGACCGAGCUGGCCAAGGCCCUGGCGCAGUUCCUGUUCAACACGGAGGACGCCAUGGUCCGUAUCGACAUGUCCGAGUACAUGGAGAAGCACAGCGUGUCCCGGCUCAUUGGAGCGCCGCCGGGCUACGUGGGCUAUGAUGAGGGCGGCCAGUUAACGGAGGCUGUGCGGCGGCGACCGUACGCCGUCAUCCUGUUCGACGAGGUCGAGAAGGCGCAUGCGGACGUGUUCAAUGUGCUGCUGCAGAUCCUGGAUGACGGACGGGUAACGGACUCGCAGGGCCGAGUGGUUUCGUUCAAGAACGCCAUCAUCAUCCUGACGUCAAACCUGGGGUCCGCAAACAUCCUGGAGAUGGCCUCAGCUCUGGAGGGCGACGACCUGGCUGCCAAGUCGGCUAUCAAGAACCUCGUCAUGGCGCAGGUCCGCAGCCACUUCCGGCCCGAGUUCGUGAACCGCAUCGACGAGUUCAUCAUCUUCGACCCGCUCAGCCAGGAGCAGAUCGCGUCCAUUGUACGGCUGCAGGCCCGCCGGGUGGCGGAGCGACUGGCCGAGAAGAAGAUUGGACUGCAGCUGACCGAGUCAGCAGUACGACACCUGGCCGCUGUCGGGUAUGACCCAGUGUACGGCGCUCGUCCCGUCAAGCGAGCCGUUCAGCGGGAGCUUGAGACGAAUAUCGCCAAGGCCCUUCUGCGUGGUGAGUUCGUGGAGGACGACACGAUCGUGGUGGAGGCGGACGAACUACAUGGAGGCCUGCUACUCAAGCAUGGAAACAAGCUGUCGGAGGGGACCGCAGCGAACACCGGCGCAAGGGCAGGGAACUGGAGGGAGAGCAUUGCGAAGUAA
This is a messenger RNA of Volvox carteri f. nagariensis, 2709 nucleotides long. RefSeq lists its product as uncharacterized. The record is from RefSeq and is a predicted model, not a curated record. Gene Ontology annotation, cellular component: cytoplasm. NCBI's taxonomy places the organism in Eukaryota, Viridiplantae, Chlorophyta, Chlorophyceae, Chlamydomonadales, Volvocaceae. The transcript is spliced from 16 exons. Gene Ontology annotation, biological process: protein refolding; cellular response to heat. The coding region runs from base 106 to 2709 and encodes 867 amino acids. Gene Ontology annotation, molecular function: ATP hydrolysis activity; ATP binding.